This is a messenger RNA of Symbiodinium sp. CCMP2592, 357 nucleotides long. NCBI's taxonomy places the organism in Eukaryota, Dinophyceae, Suessiales, Symbiodiniaceae. The record is from the annotation of a GenBank genome assembly.
AUGAUUGGUCCCAUCGGUGCCAAGAGGGUCAAAACACCAGAGCUCGCGGGCGAAUCUGCUGUGCUCGUCGGUAGCUUCAGCCCAUCAAAGUACUUCGAGGAAAAAUAUUUCUGGGAGAAGGCAAACGUUGGGCCUUUCUUCCUCUUCCUCUUCUUUGCGCCCACUUUCUACCGUUCCUUCAAGGAUUUCUACUGGACGCAGCAGCUCCGCAAGCUGAGCACCGAAGAGAUCAUCAGUGAUCGUUAUGAGUGGCUUCGAUUGAACAUGCUGAAGGACGAAGUUGAGGCUUGUCUGCUGUCACAGGUGCCUGAGGGAGGGAUCAAGCCCCUGGAGCUGGGCCCUUCUAAGGUCGAGUGA